This is a messenger RNA of Hyaloperonospora brassicae, 11958 nucleotides long. The record is from the annotation of a GenBank genome assembly. NCBI's taxonomy places the organism in Eukaryota, Oomycota, Peronosporomycetes, Peronosporales, Peronosporaceae.
AUGCUGGACCUGCUGUCGCCUCUGCGUGGCUACAUCGCGCAGAGCCUCCAGUUCUACUUGAGCAAGUACAUUGAAGACAUUCAGCUCGAGCGACUGGGGCUUUUCGGCGGCGAUCUCGUGCUCAACGACCUCAAAAUCAAGCGCCACGUGCUGCGCGAGAGUCUCGACAUCCCCUCGAGCUUUGACUUCUCGCGUGGGUUCAUCCGAGAGCUGCGGAUCCACAUCCCGUGGACGCAGCUGCUGUCUCAGCCCAUUGAGGUGAAGCUCUACACGAUUGAGCUCAUUCUGACGGCCAAGAACGAACACAGAGAGCAGCGAGCAGCAAGAGGUACGACGGUGAUGACUGCAGACGAGGCAACGGACGAGCAAGAGGAGGAGAGAGGAGAGGAAGAACGGUCCAAGAUGGAGCAUCCGAAGUCCGGGUGGAUUCAUGACACGCUGCAGACGAUUUUGUCCAAUAUCAGCGUCCAAGUGAACAACCUCGUGCUUAAGUACGAGCAUGACGACAUUGUGUUCUCGAUUGCGCUGGGAACAUUGGACUUUUAUUCUGCAAGUGCAAGCAGCGGGUGGACACGUAGCUUUGACCAUCUCAAGAGAGAGCAACGUGUGAUUUGUAAAAGCAUCGACGCAAAAGACGUGACGAUCUUUCUGGAUCGGUAUAUGAGUGCCGAGUGCGGCCCGACGCAGGACCCGGUGCGGCGGAACGUGAUUGGGUACGAAGUGCCGGUGCUGAGUCGGACGUCAGCGUCGGUCCGAGCCAAGCUGCAGCUCUUCCCUAGCACCCUGAGCGACGGUCAGAAUGACCGCAGCGGCAGUCCUAGUUUCUCAAGGCCCGCUGUGCACCAACAACGACAUACAGCGAGUCAUGAUGAUACCGGAAGCAGCAUGCUGGACGUAGGCGAACUGUGUGCACACAGACCGUCUGUGCUAUGUGACCCGUUCUACUUGUACUCUCAUCGCCGCUCAUGCGCGACGCCCAUGUACGAGCUGGAUGUUUUCAUUGGUCAAUUGUCCUUCUCCGUGAGCGACAGACAACUAGAGAUGCUGAAUCAGCUUGUCAAGAGUGCAAGCGCUAAGAUGGACCAGGAUCACAAACUACCUACUCAACGACAUAGUCCAGAAUACGUGCGAAGUGGUAGCAACAAAGCAAGGCGCCCUUCCGUGCCUCACGUUCCUGUGGUCUCCGCUGGAGUUGCAAGUAGAGGUAAGAAAGUGCACAACCUGGCUAAAGAGCAAGAGUCUUGGUUCGGCUGGGCGAUGAACGCUCUGGGUACAGCUGAAGAUGGAAAAGAAGAGGAUGAGCUAGUUUCUGAGCUUCUUGCUGAGACAAGAAGGGCCUUGCUCAAGGUGCAGCCACCAAGCAGCCAUGGCAAUGGGAAUCCGUCGGUCGCCAAUGGACCGAUUACUAAGAUCUUUUGUGUACGACUGUGCAUCAGCUCUGUAUCGAUGAUGUUGCGGAAGCAUGAUAGCAUGAGUCACGAAAAUGAGCAUCAAGACUUUGCGGCCGCCGAAAGCGGCGAAGAGCUCGUUCCAGUUGCAAACCUUGGCAUGGUGAGGGUUAUAGCACAAAAGACAAGAAGAAAGGUAGCCCGACCGGCUAUGCCCAUAUUGAGCAUGUCUCUGAGCUACGUGGCUCUUGAAGUGCUACUACCAUGCAGAGAAGAACAAGACGGAAUGGAUCUGGUGCUCGAGAUUGAUAAGGUCGAGCUGACAUCAGCCACAUUCAGUGAAAAUCGAGAAGACUUGCAAUGCAGAAAAGGACAGGUCUUGCUCACAUGCGGUUCAAGUGAUCUAGUUCACUCCUCUGACAACGUCUGUCAUCCGUACUUCACCAAUUCGUUUUUCCGUGAGGAAGCAACGCGACGAAAUCGACGUGAAGCGCGGAGCGUUGAAAUCGUCAAAGUGAGUUUGGACGCUGGCGUUCCUGCAUGGAAGACGUUGGAACCCAAAGGACACUUGGAUGGCCGUUUGGACCUCCCGUGCGAGUGUUCUACAACAUGGGAUGGUGAGAGUAUUCAUUGUGUCCCGAUAGCCACUUUGUCUCGAAUUUGUCAAGACGCAAUAAGGAGUAUUGGAAUAAAGGAGCGGAUUCUCGAUGAGGGAAUGUUAUCAAACACCGUAUUCAGCGCUUGGGCUUCUCACGGCUCUCCUAUUUCCAUUUCGGAAGGACUGGCCCGCUCUCUCGUCUCGAUCGUGGAGGAGUAUCGCAUCUACCGUAAUCCCGACGUUGGAGCCCUGGACAAUCUGGCCCAGCUACUCCAGCCCCAAUUGAUCUCACUGUUUGCUCGUUAUACGCUGCACACAUGUUCAGCAUCUUCACUCUACUCGUCUUCCGACUGCACCAAUACUCAACACCGGAGUGUUCACUCGGCACUACGCUUGCACCUAUCGUCGACGUCAACCUCCACGGAUCAUAAGAGAUCGCCAGUCAGCGGUCGUACCAAGGAGAAAGCAACAUGCAGGGUGUUGGACGUAUCGAUCGGUGCUGUACAUGCUAUGUUGGAACCCGUAAAGUGUUUGGAGAUAGCGGAAGCAUUGUCCAUCAUUCUGCGCGGGAAUGAAGCUGCUGAUAUAGCCAAGACAACGACAGCAGAUCCGGAAUCCGCGAAACCGGUCACACCUCAUGCAGCACGCAGUAUUGAGUCGGUCCUUGAAAAGGACGUUAAGUUGAUCACGGUCAGCAGUGUUUGUAUAUGCCUGCCAGAUCAAUCUACAGAACAGAAGCAGGGUGAGCUGGACGCUACUUCUCGUGACAAUCUGAUUGUGACCGCGCGCGACUUUGCCUGGUCGGAAACUAGUCACCCGGGUCGCAAUGAGCGUCAUCUACAUCUUGGCACGUUGUCCAUACAUUUGAAACGACCAUCGAGUCAGCUCACGCCGAUGACGCUAGCAGAAGCGCUGGGGUUGGAUUGUUCAGUCACGAACAGCUCUGCUGAUGGGGAUGACAAUGACUGUUUAUGCGGAAAUCUGAACAAAUUGAAGGUUGGUUUCAGUACGUCUGCCGCACAGGAUGUUGCAUCGAUGGUAAACGGCAUAUCACUCCACUUUGGACACUCUAUCACGUGGGAAGCACCGAUUAUGACGCCAAAGAUGCUACAAACCGCUUUUCAGAUUGAAGUGUGCAGGAUGGAGUUUUCUGGGGCAGUUUCGAAUCGACCCAGGCUUGUGGCGGCUCAGCUGAGCGCUGAGGUUGCAUCAAUCAGCGCCAAUCUGACAAGAACAGGGCGCACGAACGAAGUCGUACUGCAAGGCGGUAUUGCCCCGAUGACAGUGAGUAAAGCAGAGUUGACUACUCCACUGUUCAAGCUCGAAGUUAUGCAAGAAAAUUCGUCGGGUGCACUAAAUGAUCUACCGCUUUGUGGCCCGCUCGCUCUUUUUUCGUUGAAUCUUGGACCGCUUGCAACCACGUGUUUGUCUUGCCAUCUUUCGACGAAUGCACAGCUUGCGCGAAUGUUUGCGGACGUGCAAGGUGUCUUACAAAUCGUAGAUGCUGCGUUGGAUCUUGUGCAAAGAGUGAAGGCGAGUUUGCCGCCUCAACAAGAGUCAGACACUCGAGGGCAAAACAGUGCGCAUGAUGCGGUGAAGGAAGAUGUUGUACAAAGUGCUCUAGCUGAUUGGAGUUUUAAAAUUGAUCUGAAAGCUGCCGGUGGAGAUAUACGUGUGAACGAAGCGCUCCGAUUGAAGCUGCCGUUGCUGUCGGUAUCGUCGGUGGAGAUGGACGCUGGACAGUUGGCUCAGGUAAAGACCGGAAAUGCCCUUGCAAUCGAAUGCACGAUGAAAGACAUUAUACUAAGCGCAUCUGAAAGUGGCGUUCUCAAACACAUGGAAGAUUCAAAGGUGCUGGUCAUUCAAGGCAUUCAUGUGUCUACGGCCAUUUCGCGCAGUUUGGCCGACGGCCGUCUCGCGUGCGCAGUCGAUAUGACGCUCUGCGUAUCGAGUAUUCAGGCGUCACUGUCUCGACUAAAGCUUUUGUAUCUCCUGAAAUAUCCUACCCGUGAGGUAAAAGCGCAUUCAAGAAAUUUGCUGCGUCAUCAAGUCCCAGAGCUGCGAAAGCGCGAUGAACCUGAUAUCGGCAGCAAAGAAGCUGCAUACAUUAAGUGGCAUUGGAGGUUAGGGGCUCAGCUGGACCAUGUCAGUGUUUCAUGCACGGCUGAUAUCAGUCGCCAAUCAGCUCGCCGAGACCAAGCGACCCGGGUGGUUGUGGAUGGCAAGAUAGUAAACCUUGCUAUAGCCGCACGUGUCGGCAACUAUCAUCCCAUUCGGAACGAUGUCCGCCCAGCAGUAGAAUGCGGGUGCUUUACAGAUAUCCAGGCGACUGUGGGCGAUGUCCAAGUUUUGGAGAAACUUCAGAAUGCAAGGCGUGGUGUUCACUCUGCGUUCGGUGAAUUCUCGCGCUUGCACGAGCCUGCAUUCCUGGGCAUUCUGGUGUGUCUCGAUCUGUCGGAUUUACAAUGCCUAUCCGAGAGCUUGAGUGUAUCAGAUUCUAGUAUAGCAGACCAGCAAUCGCUACCACCUGCAAUGCUAUCGUGGCAUUUGACAAGCUGCUUGGCCAAAUCGUUCCAUGAAGUAUGUGUCGAGCAGCUGCAAAGAGAGGCUCAAAGGAAGAGCAUUGUUGCAGAAAUCCCGCUAAUUCUAUCUUGGAAAGACUCUGCAUCGAUGGCUCACCCAUUUCCGUUGCUUUCGGGAUUCUAUCGCAAUUACAGUGAGGCUGGUCUCCCUCGCUACGUGUUUGCGGGCUCCAUGGAAAGUGUGGACGCUGCCGUGACAACAUCAAGUCUAUACUGUCUCGCUACACUAAUGGACGUGGGCGAUAAGUUGGCCAGCUUACCCGAUCUGGCCAGCAGAACUAGUAUGGGCGAAGUUGAUGAUUCUGGGACAAGAGUUCCGUCUGUAUCUGAUGCUCUUCCUCGCAUAUCGUUGGCGAAUGUGGAAGUGUCUGUUUGGCUCGGUUGUAUUCGCUUAUUCCUUCCAAGCGAACGUCUCAUGGAUGGCAUCAUGUUGGUACGGCCAGUUUCUGGGAAUGCAUUUGUUGUGCUGGAAUCAUUGUCAGUGGCAUCUGCCGCACGAAAUGACAUUUCGUUGGAUGGAUUGGGCUACCCUCCAUUCAACUCGAGAGUCCUGCCGAGGCGAGCUACGGUUCAAGCACAGCGAUUUGGCCAGUCACAGCUGCGGAUCGGGUGCAGAGCCGGAAAGAUUACGGGGUAUGUUGCUGAGUUGAAGUUUGGCGACUUCGAAAUGCCUGCUGGCAAAUCGCACACAGAGGCGGGCCCGUUUGAGAGUCAUAUCGGCCGUAUGGCGGGAUGUGUUGCACGCUUCUCAGAUGUCGAGACCUUUUGGUCGCCGCUCAACCUGAUAUGCAGUCUUGAAGAAGAACCGUUUGUCACCGGUGAUGGCAAGGAUGCAGGCGUGAAGACCGUGGCCACUCUUGCAUUGACCAAGUGGAGACUUGACCUUCACAAAGUAGUGUUUGACACGUUGAUUGCUCGAGUGUUGGGGGUAAGUCAAGGAAUAAGUGUCUUAAGUCGAUCACUUGUGAUACCGGCACGAGUCGCGCAGCUUUCGACAUUGCAGAAGCAUUUUCCAGCACUCGAGCGGACGCACCGACGAGCAGUAUCGUUCUCGUGCGACGGGAUCGAGAUACAAAUGUUUGAGCCGAACAGAGCCACGCAUAUCCGCAUCGGGGCCGUCGCCCUGGUGCACGACAGUUCGACGCUUUCCGGCAGUGCGUCCAUCCAAAAUUUGGCAGUAGGCUACCGAGCAAACGAGGGUGCACCAAGCUCGACACACAAUGAUGUUGCAAUAGAAGAAGUGGUUUUUGGUGCAAAUGCAGAGCCAAGCUUGUGGCAUUUGUCGGUGGAAAACUAUCCCGAGAAACUGAUUGCUGCAAGGUGGAAUUUUGGAGACCGCUCGGAUAGAACGCUUUUUCUUGAUGUGCAAGCCGUCCAACUGCACGUAUCGGAUCAUUUCGUGCAAGAGUCGUCCCGCUUUACUCACUCCGAACCUACCUUUGUCUUUGCAAAGCUCUAUCGAGAGGAGAAAAGCAGCGAGCAGCUAGUUCUAUCUAGGAAUAACAAGUCCUUCGCUUUCCGUCCAAGAUGGAGCAUCAAGGUGCUUGUAGCUCCAAGUGUAAUAUCGUACUGUGGUCGAGCUCAUGCGGAAGGGAGGGCGGCUGGCAUUUGGAUAAGGUCCGGUCAACUGUUCGCGAGCGCGGGAGUUGGUAAUAAUGACAAGACCCAGCAGUCGAUCCUUUCAUAUGGACAAAGCGUAAAUGAGAUUACCCGUUUUGUUGUUGUACCCACCCUGGAAGUGAUGGUGAAUAUCGACAAGCUUGGGGUAAACACUACUUGGCAGGAGUUUUCGAAAUAUAUCAGUGUUGUGUCCGAGGCUCAACGCCUGCUACAUGACUGCAGCGUUCGGAUUACCGGAGGACAGCAUCAAAUGCUUGAGCGAGUUGCUGUCGGAGACAUAGGAGUCUGUUUGCUGUACACUGAUAUGGUCCGGGUGAAUGUUCAGGCCGAAGUGAACGCUCUGCGCGUGAAGAUCUCAUCUUUCUCGUUGGGCGCUAUACAUUCUCUGUUACGUGCGCCCUCAGUGAGCGACAAGCAAUGUGACAAGCAUUCUUACAGCUCACCUGGUUGCACUAGUGCUGGUCAUGCGAGUGGGUUUACUAGCUCUCGAAAUCAUGCAUUGAAAAGUUUACAGGAAUCUUCAACAGACGACUUUAAGAUGCUAAGGCGAGUAGCGGUAGGACGACGACCUUCGCCCGGAGAGCUGGUGUUCAUGGAGAGUCUUAUGAUUGAAACGACGAGCGUAGUUUCGACUGAUACGUCCCCGACUGCAGGUGCUAAUGUUCAGAUCCAGCUCGACCCAAAUAAAUUUGGUAUCAAGCUAGCGGAUACGGUGGCUUAUAUCGAGGACUGCAAUGAGCCAUGGAUCGUCGAAGAGCAUGAACUUGGUAGCGAGCCGUCGUUAUGCACGGGCAUGGGCAACAAAACACAUAGCUGGGUGGGGAUGCGCUGGUGCUACCACAUACCACGUAAGGUCCAUAAGAUUGUUGCAAACGCUGUGCCUCAUCCUCCUACUGGAGUCUUGAAGGGAUGGCCUGUGUGGAGCUGGGACCAGAGACAAGACAGAGAUGCAGACCGACUUUGCGAUAUUCUAUGUCAGUUGAGGUGCUGGGACAGCAAGAGAACAUGUUAUGCUGUCGUGUGCGAGUUCUACGUUCCGUGGGAAGCCGCAUCGGCAACUACGGGUUCCGACAGGUCGGACGAUGCUAGUGAACCAGAAACGUUCAUUGAGUUAAUGAACCAGUGGUUCGACGAUGAUGUGGAGAAAGCACGCUAUCGGUCGAAACUGCUUGAGUUCGGUGCUCGAACGAGGACGUUCUCAUUUGAUAGCAAUCUUCCUUCAGACAACUGGGAGCUAAGAUGGAGGGCGCCAUUACAGGGUGAACAAGAGCUCGAGAGCAAGCAGAAGCGUCUUGAAAUAAAUGCCUUGCUUGCAUCAUCACUGCAGGUGUAUUCUGUGCUGACGUUGGACGCCUACCAGCGCAUUGUAGGAACUGUCACACUUCCACGAACUACGCUUUCUGUCAGCCAUGUGGGCUCUGAAAACGACUCUUAUGAUAUAGUAACCGCCGAGCUGAAUGAAACGGUGAUCUCGUGUGCGACUGCUGGUAGUCGUCACACCAGGACGCUGAACGUACGCUUGUCUUCAUCGAUGCAAGCGUAUCUUGACAACAUGGCUCAGCUACUUACUGUAUCGAUCAUUCCGCGGACUGCAAUUGAAGCGACGGUUGAGAUUUCUUCGAAAGGCGUUGAGCUUACGACACGGGUCGGUCCAGUCUCCAUCCAUCUCAAUCAGACAACAAUGCUUGUGCUGUCAGCGAUUCCAAAACUCCUGCAGGCGAAGAACGAAGCUUGCGAGGGUAGGCGAGUGAAUCCGGACAACAAGCUGCGCAAUAUGCGCAUAAAGGUUGUCAAUUGCUCAGGUAUGGGUGUCUGGUAUCGACAAGAAGGAACCCCUGAGUGCUUGUUCGUGGCUGCAGACACCAGUGCGGCAUAUAGCUGGCUCUCCUUGGCAAGCAGCCCUUUUUAUCAGAUUUGCUUCGCUAUGGACGACACGAACGAGAAGGUGGCUGAAACACACAAUCGCGAAAACAAGGAAGCCGAUGGUGAGUCAGAGACGCAUACCAAUCUUCACUGGACUUCGCUGCCUACCGACUUUGACCCGAUGCAAUCUCAGGUGUCGUGGCGGUACACUUGGAUGGAGGUUUCAUUGUGGCCUGCUAUCAGUGCAGAGAAUAUGCUGGACUUUCCAGUAGCAAUCUCCUUUGCACAGAAGGCCACCUUUGUCGAGUUGGAGAUCGCUCCUUCGACUGAGAAAAGUUUGGCUAUAAUCAAUCCAUGUGAGCCAGUAGACGUGCAAUUGCGGUAUGAUCCAAGUUCCUGUAGUGCUCAACCCGUCGCAGAGUCACUGAUGUUUUGUAUCGCCAACGAAGAUUCGAGUGAACAUGUCACUGUAUUCGAGGGCUGCAAAGUGGUCGUGAGCUUUUGCAAGGAUCGUCACCCGAUGGUUCGAAUCCGAAUCGAACGCAGUCUCAGCAUUGCAAAUAUGACGCCAAGUAUUUUGGCCAUCAAUAUUAGCAGCCCUCCUGGAGAUCGACGAGCUUCGGAGAAGAUUGGCUCAUGCGCUGAACGCUCCGUCGGGUGUCGAAUAGUUGGCACCUACUUGGUGAUCUCGAUAGCGACACUCCAAGACUUAAACAACGAGGCGGGUUCGAUGAAUUGGUCUCCGGAGAUCUCACUUAAUGUGAAAGGUGAUGCGAAACCAGUCGUUGUGCCAGCUGUGGGGCCAGGACCGUCAAGUUUGGUCAAUGCAUACUGUAUCGAAAUGGUCAACCGAGAUGGCUUCCUGAAGCUCGUCAUCCGUCCACAAGUCGUGAUGGUCAACUCAACGAGUUGCUCGCUGGUAUGCGCUCCUACAGAUCGCGAAGGCCGCAUAAUGAAUGAAGACAAACCGUCGCUGAUACCACACAACAACCAUGGAUGGUGUGUGCCCGUAUAUCUACACAAAGAAGAAGAAAAGAAAGGCUUUACUGCUGGUGUGUCGUCCUGGUUUAGCUCCAAGCUGUCAAGGCAUCCGGGCGAGGAUGCCGUGAAGGCUUCGAACCAGGUCUUAGUAACAAGAAUUUCUUGCUCGUUUCGGGUAAGUCUGGUGGAAGAUGGUUAUAGUUGGACAGAGGAGAUAUCGGUGAUGCUCCCGGAAGCCUCUCUUCUGGCUGAUCCCGUCGGCAACUUGGAAAGGGUUGAGGCGCGACCACUAUCGACCUCAUCGAAAAACACCGAUAACCUAUAUCCAGUCCCCUCUACGACCACUCACCGAAGGCGCUUACUGAUUCGCCACCGUGACUUCAGACACAAAAUGCUGACGUAUACAGUGACGCAAAACGGGAAGUCGAUUCAGGUACUCUUCUUCGAUGAUCACCAGCCGCCUGUGGUAAUCUACAACCAGUGUCAAAGAGCGCUGGGCUUUCGAAGUGUGUCGUUCUCAUCGGACCCAGAAGGCGUUGGCGCAGCCUUCUACCUCGAGUACGACUGGGACCUACAGAUAUCUCAGAGGCGGCGCAAAUCGACGCAAAAACAAGCAGAAGAUAUUCCUAAAAGGAGCGAUGAGGACGCUAACGAACUGCUGAGCGGCUGGCUACGAGACUCACAAUCGCUAGAAAGCGUGCCCAUGUCUGACUCGAUAAAGAAUGACCGUAUGCGUUUCCAGAUCGGAUUGCCGCAAUACGGGUGGUCGAACGCGCUUUGGCAAGUCGGUGGGAUUCAGUUUGCGUCGUUCACGAAUGAGAAAGAGGGCGCGGUCGAUACAGCAACUCCCACCUUCUUGGUUAUGUGCCUGUAUCGAGCAGGAUCGUGGGUGAUAACCAUCACCUGUCUGGAGGACCCAACGCGUGAUAGUCACGCGUUGGGUCAAGCGCCAUCAUUAAUUUCGCCUGCAAUGGCAUCGCCGGCAACAUUGCAGGGUAUUAAGCCGACGUCGCUGAGAGUUAGUUUGGUCGUGGAGGAGUUGUCUCUUCGUUUCUGCGACGAAUACGACCCCGUGCAGGAUGAGAGAGGUAUGAUCGUUUACCCAGAGAUUCUGCGGUUGACUUGUGAUGCAGUAUCGGCUGUGUUUGCUACGGCUCCCGAUCCGCCUGAGGUGUCCCUUCACAGUGCGCGUUUGGGCUAUUUGUCACACAUCCGAUCGUACACGACCGUUUUUGUUGCGAUCGGUGACAUUGAAGUGGGGCAUUCCUUGAAUACUUGCAACUUCCCGUUGAUUCUCUGCUUUCAAAAAACUCAUGAGUCAAAGAAAUUGCUGCAACUAGAUCUAGUCGGCAAUCUCCUUGGCAAACAGUUGCCAGGGAAGGAGAAUGUGAGCCUACUCGCCAGGGUCAUUUACGUGGAUACAUGGGAUCCGGUCAAUGUUCCGUCUUACUUCCACACUGUUGAGCUGAAGCUGUCCCCGGCCGUCCUGCAGGUUGAAGACGACAUCUUGUCGUACAUGAACGCGUUCAUCCGUCCAAUGCUUGACGCCUUUGGAGGGGAAGCUGCUUCAGGCAUGAUUGGCAAAUGUGGAACUCGAGACUGCGAAACUUCUCAUGACGACGUCUGGAGCUUGUAUGCAUACGAAUCAGCGAUGAUAUCAACGCAGCGCAAAGUGUACAUCGAACAUCUCGAAAUCAGCAACAUUGAUGUGAUCAUCACUGCGCGUGUAUCGAUUCCUGUUCUGAACAGUUUUGAUGGCACACCGUUGCACUUCGGGUCGACCAAGUUGCGAGACGUGUUUUCUUUCCCUGACCAGCUAUACAAGGAUUUGGCAGCGGACUAUGUGGCCGAUACGAUUGUCCGCUCUCCAUUGCUUUUGAUGUCGCUGAACAUUAUCGGCAACCCCGCAGGUUUUGUACGAAGUUUUGGCCAGGGAGUUCGAAACCUUGUCGAAAUUCCCCUAGCUGCGUCCAAAAAAGGCUACAAUCCGUGGUUGCUUACGAAGGGCGUCGUGGGCGGCGUUGCCUCUUUUCUGGGCCAUGCAACGGUAGCAACGCUUACCUCUGUGUCUGGCUUUUCAUAUUCCAUCUCGCGAACGGUAGAUCAACUUACAUUGCCAGUGGAUCAGCUUCGGAAGCGCCAUUACAUCCGACCGACCCAUUUGUCAUCAGCUCUUGCUGAAGGUUUGGGAGCGCUGGGGUCGAGCGUGGUCGGUGCUGCAGCCGGCGUAGUCACUACUCCGAUUGCUGUCUACAAGGAACGCCAGAGACAAGGUCUUGACACUGGACUUCGAAAUGUAGUGGGCGGUGUCGGCAUGGGCUUGGUCGGUAUUGUCGCUCGACCUAUGGGUGGCGUAGCAUCGCUUGUGUCUAUGGCAUCAGAUGGUCUGCUCUACGGGAUAAAUAGCAACCAAACGCCAUUUUCCGACUCAGCCUCGCGUGUCGGUGCACAGCCCAACGAACUGCUCCGUUACAAGCUCAAAGUACUGCCGGACGAAGUUGGAAGUAACCUGGUAUUUGCGCAUGGUAUUUGGGUUGUUUCGGACGAGAAUCAGCUGACCGUUUCUGGGCAGAGCCUUGACUUCAUAUCAAGUGGGCAUCUGGAUGCGCCAGAAAAUGAAUCGCUAUGUAGCCUUUUGCUGCCAUGCGAUAAGUCGCGUCGUCUGGUUCAAGUGACGUUAGUAUGUUCGAACAUCUGCGUGUAUGUCGUGGGAGUCAGCGGUGCGCACUAUGACGCUGUGCUCGUCCGCACGCUGCUGGAAUCGAUCAAGGCAGUCGAAGAAAGUCUCACGGAACCGACCGUUUUUGAUCUGGGCAUCAAGACACUGGCAAGUGCAGAGUGGUUGCGCUUUCGACUUUUACCACGACAACGACGGCUUCUGAGCCACCAACUGCGGCUUUGGAUGGAUGAAGACUCCGUUUUGUAG